CAAAGCCGGAAGUUGGAGAAAUUGCAGUUUGAAGUUGUAAUCAUGGCGCUUGAUGUAAAGUCCCGAGCAAAAAGAUAUGAAAAACUAGAUUUUCUGGGAGAGGGUCAGUUUGCCACUGUUUACAAAGCCAGGGACAAGACCAACGACACCAUAGUUGCCAUCAAGAAGAUCAAAGUUGGACACAGAACAGAGGCUAAAGAUGGCAUCAACAGGACAGCCCUGCGAGAGAUUAAACUACUGCAGGAGUUAAGUCACCCAAACAUUAUUGGGCUGCUUGAUGCAUUCGGGCACAAAUCUAACAUCAGCUUGGUGUUUGACUACAUGGAGACAGAUCUGGAGGUAAUCAUCAAAGAUACCAGUCUGGUUUUGACUCCAGCCAACAUCAAAGCAUUCAUAGUGAUGACUCUACAGGGCCUGGAGUACAUGCACCACCACUGGGUUCUGCACAGGGAUCUGAAGCCCAAUAACCUGCUGCUGGAUGAGAAUGGUGUGUUGAAGCUGGCUGAUUUUGGAUUAGCUAAAGCCUUCGGCAGCCCUAACAGAGUCUACACUCACCAGGUAGUCACCAGGUGGUAUCGUUCUCCAGAGUUGUUGUUCGGUGCCAGGAUGUAUGGGGUGGGCGUCGACAUGUGGGCUGUGGGCUGCAUCCUUGCAGAGCUCCUCUUAAGGUUACCCUUCCUAGCUGGAGACUCAGAUCUGGACCAGCUGAGUAAGAUCUUUGAAGCUCUGGGGACUCCGACAGAUGACACCUGGCCUGGGAUGAGUAGUCUACCUGACUAUGUGUCGUUUAAGUUGUUUCCUGGUACUCCUCUGGAACACAUCUUCAGUGCUGCAGGAGACGACCUCUUAGAGCUACUACAGGGUCUAUUCACCUUCAACCCUUCCACACGCCUUACAGCUACACAGGCUCUAAAGAUGAGGUACUUCAGUAACAGACCAGGUCCGACCCCCGGGCACCAGCUGCCCCGGCCCAACUCAUCAGCAGAGGCUCUCAAAGAGAAGGAGAACCUCACCAUCGGAAUCAAGAGGAAACGAGACGGACUGGAGACGAGCACCAUAAAGAAGAAACUGAUACUGUGAGGGGGGAUUUGAUUCAGUGGAGCAACAUGACCACUCCUGCUGUUGAACUUAGUGUGGUUCAUUGGACUCGAUAAAAGUUGCCCCUAAC
Messenger RNA from Oncorhynchus nerka (sockeye salmon), 1168 nucleotides. RefSeq names its product cyclin-dependent kinase 7 (gene cdk7). The coding region runs from base 43 to 1080 and encodes 345 amino acids. NCBI's taxonomy places the organism in Eukaryota, Metazoa, Chordata, Actinopteri, Salmoniformes, Salmonidae. Gene Ontology annotation, biological process: protein phosphorylation; positive regulation of transcription by RNA polymerase II. The record is from RefSeq and is a predicted model, not a curated record. Gene Ontology annotation, molecular function: cyclin-dependent protein serine/threonine kinase activity; RNA polymerase II CTD heptapeptide repeat kinase activity; ATP binding. Gene Ontology annotation, cellular component: nucleus; transcription factor TFIIK complex; cytoplasm. The transcript is spliced from 12 exons.